AUGUUUUCGGGGAAUUUGAUGAAGUUUUGGCUGGCAUUUCUUGCGCUCAUAUCAUGCGCAAGAGCUGAGAAGUACAUCAAGGCGUCUUCUCUUUUGACAUGCAUGGAGAAUUCGCAAUUCUCAGCAUCUCGUUUUGAAGCAAAGUACACACCAGCUAACCACUCGAUAACGUUUGAUAUAUCGGGAAUCUCCACAAUCAGUGACAAAGUCAAGGCUGAAGUCGAGCUGAUCGUCUACGGAAUUACGAUUCUGACCGAGACCAUAAACCUAUGUUCGCUCAAUUAUAAGACGAUUUGUCCGCUCACGUCUGGCCACAUUGAUGUUGACUCCUCGUAUCAGAUCUCAAGCUCCAUUGUGGAUCAGAUCCCAGGAAUCGGAUUCACGGUGCCAGAUCUGGACGCGACCGUCAAGGUUAUGGUAUAUUCGACUACCAACAACUCCCAGCCUCUGGCGUGUAUUGAGGCUGUUCUUUCGAACGGAAGAUCUGUCCAGACAAAGUACGCUUCAUGGCCAAUUGCUGCCGUGUCCGGGUUUGGCCUUAUCAUCUCGAGUUUUGUCUCGAUCAUGGGCCACUCCUCAACAGCAGCCCAUAUUGCCUCCAACGCGGUGUCCCUGUUCAUCUACUUUCAAUCUUUGGCACUGAUCUCCAUGAUGGCUGUGGCCCGUGUGCCUCCGAUCGCCAUGUCUUGGGCUCAGAAUUUCCAGUGGACCAUGGGAAUCAUCGAAACUGGUUUCAUGCAAAACAUAUUCUUUUGGUUCGUCCAGGCCACAGGCGGUACUUCCACCUCGACAAUCGCAAACAAGUCUGCCUUGUCAAUUUCGGUUCAGAAGUUACUUCGUUUUUCACACCUCUUCAAGCGUGAUGAGGAUGUUGAGAGUGACACAUCUCUUUACACAACUAACGAGUCCGACUCCGAUGUGGGGGACAAAAUUUUGGUCCUGCGCGGAAUCCAGCGUGUUGCAUAUCUUGCCAACAUUGAGAUUUCAAACCUGUUCUUGACAGGAAUCACGUUCUUCCUUAUUAUUGCUCUCUUUCUGUUGGUAAUUCUUUCCUUCUUUAAGGCAUUUGUUGAGCUUCUUAUUCGCACAAACGCGAUUCCCGCAAACAAGUUUCACGGAUACCGCAAGGACUGGACAACUGUUAUCAAGGGAACUCUUUACCGUCUCUAUUUGAUCGCAUUCCCCCAACUUGUACUCCUUUGUUUGUGGGAAUGUACUCGUCACGACUCUGCUGCGUGUGUGGUUGUGGCCAUUGUCAUUUUUGUUGUGGCAGUGCUAUUAUUGUUCCAGGCUGCGAUUCGUCUUCUCUUGAUUGGCUGGAAGUCCACCAAGUACUACAAUAACCCGGCAUACCUGCUUUUUGGAGAUGCGAAACUGUUGAACCGUUUCGGCUUCUUGUACGUUCAGUAUCGUGCUGAUAAGUACUGGUGGCUGUCUGUUUCGCUCUGCUAUGCCCUCAUCAAGUCGCUCAUUGUGGCAGUCUUGCAGACUCAGGGUAAGGCCCAGGCGGUGAUUAUUUUCGUCCUGGAGCUGUUUUACUUCAUAUCGUUGUGUGUGUUCAGGCCGUUCAUGGAUAAGCGUACCAACGUUUUCAACAUCUUGAUCGGACUGAUCAACCUCUUGAACUCUGUGUUCUACCUGUUCUACUCCAACAUCUUCAAGCAACCAUCUGCAGUCUCGUCGAUUGCCGCCGUGGUUUACUUUGUGCUCAAUGCUGUGUUUGCGCUGGUGCUGUUGAUAUUUACGAUUGUGACGUGUGUACUCGCAUUGGUCCGUAAGAACCCAGACACGCGCUACCAGCCAAUGCGUGACGACCGUGUGUCCUUCUUGCCACACAAUGACUCUGAGAAAAAGGAACCAGACUUUGAGCUUGCUGCUCUCGGUGCAACUGCUAUGCGUGGCCACGAUCGCGACUCAAUGCUCGUGGACCAGGCAGCUCUUGGUUCGUCGGAGGACUCAUCUACUCACCAGCUUUUUGCUGAGCGCCAAGUUAGUGAUGUUUCCUCUGUGGCUGCUCGUCCCGUCGAGCCAUCCAGUGCCGUUUUGGGUGACAGCUACAGUCGCCAGGCCGCUCCCUUUGAGGACUCAACCACAUACGACUACAACCGUGGUUAUGGAAAGGAUGUGCGGUGGAUAUGA
Molecule: messenger RNA, 2139 nt
Organism: Kuraishia capsulata CBS 1993
Lineage: Eukaryota; Fungi; Ascomycota; Pichiomycetes; Pichiales; Pichiaceae
Exons: 1
Coding region: 1-2139 (712 amino acids)
Biological process (GO): fungal-type cell wall biogenesis; transmembrane transport
Source: RefSeq, a predicted model, not a curated record